UCAGGCUCGAGGGGCGCUCUCGGCUAGGGGCCUCAGCCGCGCGCCAACAUGGCCAUCGCGCACAUCGCCACCGAGUACGUCUUCUCGGACUUCUUGCUGAAGGAGCCGUCGGAGGGCAAGUACAAGGGGCUGCGGCUGGAGCUGGCCGUCGACAAGCUGGUGACCUGCAUCGCCGUCGGGCUGCCUCUCCUGCUUAUCUCGCUCGCCUUCGCCCAGGAGAUCUCGAUAGGGACCCAAAUGAGCUGCUUUUCACCAAGUUCAUUUUCCUGGCGCCAAGGAGCUUACGUAGACUCUUACUGCUGGGCAGCAGUGCAACAGAGGCAGCUUUCGUGGGGUGGUUCCGGACACCUUCCACUCUGGCUUCAUAAAUUUUUCCCAUACAUCCUUCUACUCCUCGCCGUCUUACUAUACCUUCCAUAUCUCUUCUGGCGCUUUACCGCAGCACCUCACCUUUUCUCCGACCUGAAGUUUAUUAUGGAAGAACUCGACAGAGCCUACAACAGAGCGAUCAAAGCUGCUAACAGUUUCCGUAAUGGGGAAUCGAAGGAUCAGUCUAGCCCAUCACCUGUUAUUCUGGAGAACACAGGUCAGAGUUUGUGGGAGAUAUCCGAAAGCCACUUUAAGUACCCGAUGGUGGAACAGUACCUGAAGACCAAGAAGAGGUCCAAGCACUUGAUAAUCAAGUACAUCAUUUGCCGUCUCCUGACCCUGACGAUUAUUCUAUUGGCCUGCUUCUAUCUGGGCUAUUAUAUUAGCCUUUCCUCUAUGACCGAUGAGUUCAUCUGCAACCUCAAAACCGGGAUCCUGAAAAACGAUACGACUGUUCCGGAGCGGGUCCAGUGCAAGCUGAUCGCGGUCGGUGUCUUUCAGCUGCUCAGUUACAUCAAUUUAGUUGUGUAUGUGCUGUUGGUCCCCGUCGUGAUCUACGCCUUGUUGGUCCCAUUCAGACAGAGUUCAGACAUCUUGCAGUUAUAUGAAAUUCUGCCCACAUUUGACGUUCUCAAGGUCCAAACAAAGCACUACGACGACUUGAGCCUCUACCUCCUCUUCCUCGAGGAAAACAUCAGCGAGCUUAAAUCCUACAAAUGCCUGAAAGUUUUGGAGAGUCUGAAAGGCAACGGGGAGAAGUUUGACGCGAUGCAGCUCCUGACGAACCUCGGCACGAUUAAAACAGACAUGGUAGAUGGGAAGUCAGCCGUCCUCAAAGACGACUCUGGGAAGAAAGUGGAUGGAGAGGCUGCAAAAAGCACAGCAGAAUUAAAAGAUUUGGCUCCACCGACAUCAACGGGAGAGGGAGGAAGAGCAAGUAAAGAAGAUGGCAAAGUUCGUCAGAGGCUUCUGGAUUCCUCUUGCUGAUGGUGCUCUAAUUGGUGAUGGGUUGAUUACAAGAGGUCUUCCCGUAUACUCCAGCAUAUGCCAUUGAACAACAGAUGGCUGCUGUCUUGAUGAGAAUGAAAGAGCUAGGACUAAGGGCAAAAGAGUUUACAGACGUAACACUGAACCUAUGUUUACAUACCUGAGCAGCCUUCUGUGUCUAAGGGCAUGCCAUUGAAUUCAUUUAUGAAAACUCUGUUGUAAAAGAACAUUGGGGGAAAUAUGGAGUCCAUUAUUAGAAUUGGUUCCAACGUGGAUAGCUGGGAGAAUCAAAGGAACCUGAAGGAGGGGGUGGAAA
Molecule: messenger RNA, 1672 nt
Organism: Heteronotia binoei (common prickly gecko)
Lineage: Eukaryota; Metazoa; Chordata; Lepidosauria; Squamata; Gekkonidae
Gene: PANX1
Product: pannexin 1
Exons: 5
Coding region: 49-1356 (435 amino acids)
Biological process (GO): monoatomic cation transport; positive regulation of interleukin-1 production
Molecular function (GO): channel activity
Source: RefSeq, a predicted model, not a curated record